This is a messenger RNA of Sorghum bicolor (sorghum), 4687 nucleotides long. Its product is annotated as disease resistance protein RPM1. The record is from RefSeq and is a predicted model, not a curated record. The coding region runs from base 649 to 3480 and encodes 943 amino acids. Gene Ontology annotation, biological process: defense response to other organism. Lineage: Eukaryota; Viridiplantae; Streptophyta; Magnoliopsida; Poales; Poaceae. Gene Ontology annotation, molecular function: ADP binding; protein binding. The transcript is spliced from 3 exons.
CCCAAGUGUGUAGCACCUAUCGACGUGCAUGAUUUGCUUUAUCAAUAGUAUGGAAAAAGAAACAUGUGAUUUAUAUCAGCAAAGUGUGUAGCACCACCCAUGGACGUGCAUGUAUUUGGCCUUCUUGCCUAUUGCCUUGGUCUCAUUUUCGACGGCUUCUCCUCCCUUGGCUCUCUGCUGAGUGCUGACGAGGUAAGCAGUAAGCACGCACGCUUUCUUUCCUCGUUCCUCUAACCAUCCCCCCUCGUUCCCCCAACCACCCCCCGAGCUAUUCUCCCGAUGCUAAUGCUACCAAGUACCAACCAUGGAGGCAGAUAGAUAGAUUAUCCCUUUCCUCUCUAGCGCUUGUAGGAGCAUCAGGAGCUUAUGCCUUCUUGCACGCUGCCGUCUGUCAAGUGAGCAAUUCGUCGAACACCUUAUGGGCAUCGGUCAACGCCAAAUCUGGGGCAGUUGAUCCAUGACCGUCCCUGUCGUUGUUCUCACGAUGAAUUCGGUUGUUGGUCUCAGCGAUUGAACCCCGUUCUUUUCCUUGCACACUGAAACCCGAAAUCGCUUCUUGCUAAUCGGACAGCGCGGCGGCUGUUUUUCUGGGCUGUUAAUUGAUCUUGCUUAGAAAUAAUACCAUACAGCAGUAAGGAGAAGUCAAAUAUGGCAGAUGCGCUGUUUGUUGUUCUCAGAAAAGUUGCCCUUUCCCUGGGAGAAGGCGCACUGGUGAAGAUUGGCACGGAUGUGGUUGAGGCAGCGCCGAUCUUGACAGAUUUUGAGCAUGGCAUGAGACAGAUCGAGGGUGAGCUCUUGAUCCUGCAGGCCUUUAUUGGGCAGGUCCGAAUGCAGAAAGCCGGUGACAAGGCAUUUCACGCAUGGUUGGACCAGGUUAGAGAUGUCUCCCAUGAGGUGGAAGAUAUCGUUGACGAGUAUGCUUACCUUACUGCGCAAGACGUGGAUACAAGCAGCUUCUUCAAGAGAAAGUUCCAUCAGGUGAAGAACUUUGCGGCAUGGCAGAAGUUACCAGUCCGGAUCAGUCAAGUGGAAGCUCGGAUUCAGAGGCUAUCUGAAAUGAGGAAUCGUUAUGGGAUUUCUGUAGGUGAGCAAGACAGGAGUAGCAAGUUGCAGCAAUCCAAUCAACUCUCUGUGUCAGAUUCUGCUUACUUAACUGAUGACUCUGAAAUAGUAGGGCAUGCCGAGGAAAUUGGGAGACUGACACAAUGGUUACUUGAGGAGAAACAAGACCGAACUCUAAUAGCCAUCUUCGGUAUGGGAGGUCUAGGUAAAACUACCGUUGCAAGCAGUGUCUACAAGAACCAAAAGAUCAGGAGAGAUUUUGAUUGUCAUGCGUGGGUUACUGUAUCUCAGACUUACCAAGUUGAAGAGCUUCUGAGAGAAAUCAUGAAUCAGUUAACAGAGCAGAGAUCAAGUUUGGCAAGUGGCUUCAUGACCAUGAAUCGCAUGAAAUUAGUUGAGAUAAUACAGAGCUAUUUGCGUGACAAAAAAUAUUUCAUUGUCUUAGAUGAUGUAUGGGAGAAAGAUGCUUGGUCAUUUCUGAACUAUGCAUUUGUCAAAAACAACUGCGGAAGUAAAGUGCUGAUAACAACCCGGAGAAAAGAUGUGUCUUCUUUGGCAGUUCACAAUCGUGUAAUUGAACUUAAAACUCUUAACUAUGCUGAAUCAUGGGAACUAUUCUGCAAAAAGGCGUUUUUUGCAUUGGAGGGCAACAUAUGUCCUAAGAAUCUCACAUCUUUGGCAAAGAAAAUUGCUGAUAAGUGUCAAGGAUUGCCAUUGGCUAUUAUAGCCAUCGGAAGUAUCCUAUCAUACCAUGCAUUAGAUGAAUGGGAGUGGGCAUUUUUCUACAACCAACUUAAUUGGCAGUUAGCUAACAAUUCAGAGCUAAGCUGGAUCUCUACUGUCUUGAAUCUGAGCUUGGAUGAUCUCCCAAGUCAUCUGAGGAGCUGCUUUCUAUACUGCAGCCUAUUUCCUGAAGAUCACUGGAUUAAAAGAAAACAGAUAGCCAAGUUAUGGAUUGCGGAAGGUUUUGUGGAAGAGAGAGGGGAUGGGACAACAAUGGAGGAAGUUGCUGAGCAUUACCUUGCAGAGCUAACUCACCGUUCUCUUCUUCAGGUCAUAGAAAGGAAUGCAAAUGGAAGGCCAAGAACAUUUGUUAUGCAUGAUCUUGUGCGGGAAGUAACCUCAAUAACUGCUGAAAAGGAAAAGUUUGCGGUUAUACACGGCCAUGUUGGUGCAACCCAACUUUCCCAUAAUGCCCGCCGCUUGUGCAUCCAAAACAGUGCACAUUCCCAAAACUAUUUAGGAAAUUCACAUCUCCGGUCAUUCAUUUUGUUUGACAGUCUAGUACCAUCUUCCUGGAUAUAUGAUGUCUCAUCACAUUUCAGACUGCUGAGGGUCUUAAGCUUAAGAUUUACCAAUAUUGAACAAGUGCCAUGCAUGGUCACAGAAUUGUAUAACUUGCGUUAUCUGGAUAUUUCGUACACAAAAGUCAAGCAGAUACCUGCAUCAUUCAGAAAACUCGUGCACCUUCAAGUUUUAGAUCUCAGAUUCAGCUAUGUGGAGGAGUUGCCAUUGGAAAUAACUAUGCUAACUAAUUUACGUCAUUUACAUGCUGUUGUAGUUCGUGAUUUUCAAGAAAGAUCACUGAAUUGCUUCAGUGCUACAAAAAUUCCUGGCAAUAUUUGUGGUCUAAAGAAUCUUCAAUCUUUACAUACGGUUUCAGCUAAUAAUGAUCUGGUUUCACAGCUAGGAAAGUUGACCCUUAUGAGAAGCUUGACUAUAAUGAGUGUGCGGCAAAGCUACAUUGCAGAGCUAUGGAACUCCCUGACAAAAAUGCCUAACCUGAGUGUCCUGAUUAUUUUUGCGUCUGAUAUGGAUGAGAUUCUUGACUUGAGAAUGCUGAGGCCCUUACCUAACCUUAAGUUCUUCUGGCUGGCAGGAAAGAUGAUGGGAGGCAUGCUCCCAUUGAUAUUCAAUAAGUUUGAAAAGCUAACACGGUUAAAAUUGGACUGGUCUGGUCUGAAUAAGGACCCUAUAAGCUCCUUCUCUUACAUGUUAACUCUAGUUGAUCUGUGGCUGUUCGGGGCAUAUUAUGGGGAACAUUUAUCUUUUUGUGCAGGAUGGUUCCCCAAUCUCAAAACUCUUCAUAUUGCUGAUAUGGAACAUCUGACUCAAAUUAAGAUAGAGGAUGGAACAAUGAUGGGUCUACAUCAUCUGGAACUUGUUGGUUUAAGGAAUAUGAGGGUAGUACCUAAGGGUAUCAAGUAUAUUAGAACACUCCGUCAGAUGUUUCUGACUGAUAUGCCAAAGGAGUUGGUUGAAAGCCUGCGAGGAAGUGAUAGUCACAUUGUUCAGCAUGUUCCUAACAUCCAUAUUUUUGACUCCACUGAUUCUGAAGCAGUAAAUAACUUCAUAUUUUGGCCUUAUCUUGCCAAGAAGUAUGGCUCUGGUGCAACUAAGUAUGACCCAAGAAAAUGAGGAUCAUAUGGAACCUGGAAGAUUACCGGGAGGUUUCAGCAGUAAAUAUGCCUUUGAUUUAUAGAACCACCACUUGAGCAGCGAGCAAAUCAUCAAAUGUACUUGUUCAUCUUGGUGCAAAACUCUAGAUGAGUGUCUUUUGAGUAUACACUACUCAUGGAUUUUGGCCCUCCUACUGAAUGGUUUCCUACUGCCAAUAAUGAAUUAUUCGAGCAGAAUCCACCACCCAGACAUGGAGAACGAAACAUGUGGAAGCAAAAAGAUUGUACAUUGACUUAUAAAUGGGCAUCAGCUUGGUUGCCUGGACAAAAGCUUGUAGAACCAAAGAGGAAGGUCUCAGCAUUUUAAAUUGAUUUGAGAUAACAGAAUAAGGCUCUUCUUCUGAAAUCUGCGGAACAAGGUAGACAAUCUAACUUGGUCGGUCUUCUAUAAUUCUUCUGUGCCUCCACAUUUUAAAAGGCCAGUGGGAUCUUUUUGGUGGAGAGAUGUAAUGAGCUUAUCUGUGGAUUUCAGAGGACUUGUUUCUUGUAGUUUCGGUGACGGUACAUCAGUGAGUUUCUGGGAAGAUAUUUGGGAUAUGGGGCUGCUCAAGUUGGAAUUUCCUCAGCUCUUUUCAUUUGCCAAGGAUACAAAAAAUUCAGUGGCCACAUUCUUAUCAAGGGACAUUGAAAAUAAUUUCCUCCUGCCAUUAUCAACUGAAGCAUCUAUGCAGUUAACUGAGCUAGCUGGGAGGAUCCUAAAUAUCCAUGGCAUUAGUCAUGGUACAGAUGGCUGGACAUAUCAGUGGGGUUCCACUUUUAGUUGCAAGCAAGCUUAUUCAGCUAUACAGGGUAUCAUGACGAAGCAAGUUCAAUUUACCUGGCUUUGGAAAAACAGUUGCAGGGGCAAGCAUAAAUUCUUUUUUUUUUUUGGCUCCUCCUGGAGAGUAUCAAUACAAGGAACCUGCUGAAGAGAAAGCAUUUCACUUUGCCAUCUUAUAACUGUGUUGUUUGUCAAGGUAAUGUGGAAGAAACGGUGGAGCAUUUAUUCUUUGGAUGUCCGUACAGGAGUGCUGUUGGCCUUUGAUGAAUGUAAAGUGGCCUCAGAAUGUGUCACUUUUGGAUCGUUUUGGCUCUAGCUAAACCUGUUUUGGAUCUCUGAUUUUUCUAGAGCUCGUCAUUGUGGCUGCCUGGUGCAUUUGGACCAUGAGAAACAGUAUUAUUUUUUA